AUGAAUGAUGAACAAGACGAAGAUGUGAUUUUUGAGAAUUCACCACUGUAUAAGCACAUGCGACUAGCUGGUAUGGAAGAUGUGCAAACAGAAACUGUACAGCAUGUUACAAAAAUGCCAGCAAGAAAACUUUUGAAACAGUAUUUUCAGGUGGAUUAUGCCAGUUUGUUUAUUGAUAUUCUUGGUAAAUGUUACCAAAGUGUUGUUUUUUAUCUCUCAAAAACAAAAUGGGGAACAGAGAAUCUGGAGGCAUGGUAUCACAUGACAACAUUAAAACAUGUACAGAAUUCAAAGGCAUUAGAAGAAGAGGAUUCAGCAUUUUUAGAGAAUUAUAUCAACUGUAAUGUAGGGGAAACUACUCUUACUGAACCGUCUGUUUAUGACUGCUUUAAAAAAUGGAAUGGACCAAUAAACUAUUUAUCUACUGGGUUUCUAGUCUAUACAUUAAUAUGGUGUACAGGUAUAUUUCCUAUCAACCUACGACCAAUGGCUGAUUUUCUAGCUGUAGGUUUCGGUAUUUGUAUGAUGAGUACAUGUUCCGAUGUUUGUUUCUAUUGGUGGAAAAGAAGAAUUUUCAUGGACACGACCUCGGCUAUUGAGAAAAGUAUGGACAUAAGUGAAAAGGUGUUGACAUUAACUCGACAAUCUUUACGAUUAGUUCAAGAAAAGGAAUUAGUAGCGAGAGGAUUUACUCUAGUAAGUCAAAGAGUAGCUGUGUCAGGAAUAGAACAGACAGCUUCAACUAAUUCAUACAAAUUAUGUUCUGAAUUGAGAAAAAACAAUUUUCAUGUGGCUAGAUCUGGAAUGUUGAUAUUUAGAGAAGCAACAUUAAAGUUAUUAGAACUUCAUCCAUUAAUACCUGAGGUUGAUUCUGUGAGUAAUUAUUUAGCUAGUGUUCCUCUAUCAGAUUAUGGUCCAUGUUUACAACUUAUAGGACAACAAGCAGAUGAUAGUCAACAUCUUGCUCAAUUAACUGAUGGAUUUUCAGUUGCUGCUCUCAGGGGAAUGAACCAGUUGUUUUCACUAUAUCUGUCUGAGUUUAUUAGACGACUUACACUUUGUUUUAUUGCUGAUGCUCAAAUACAAGGAUCCCCUGAACCAUUUGAUAAGCUCAAGGUAUUAAUGGAAGAGUUGUAUAUAAAACUAGAAAAGGAUCAUCUCCAAUUACAGAGAUCAUAUGAUUUUCAUAAGAGUAGCCCUUUAAACCGAGAACCAUCAAAACCAAAGUUUGAUCGUCCUAAAUCCAAGAAAGGAGAAUUUUAUACAGCUGUACAUAGUCUAGAUUUACAUCUACAGGCUGCACUUAUCAGAACACAAGAAUUAUCAAAACGAUUAGAAAAGGAAAUGAAUGAAGAAUCUGCUGAUUGUGUUGAUUUAUCACAUGAUAAAUCUGACCAAUCAAAACCCACUGAUGAAUCAUGGUUACAGGUGAUGAAUGAAGUUAAAGCUGAACUCGAGGCUUGCAAAGGAUGCUGGGAAGAGGGAAUUGGUCGCAUCAAGAAAUCUACCAAAAAUAAUGUGCCAAUAAGUCCAGUAGAUAAUAUAAAAGAAGUUUUAGGUGAUAAUAAAGUAAAAGAGGUGAUAAUAAUGGAUGCUGGUGAUUAUAUUAUAGAAGAUCAGGUAUUUGAAGGAUAUACAGAUGCUGAUAACAAUGAUGAUUUCACCUGGAACUGGGAACCAAUUCUAUCACCUGAAGAAAAGGAGAAGAAAAAAAGAGAAAAAGAAGAAGCCAAACGUCUACUGUCAGAAUUACGAUCAGUUAUAUCUGUUCGAGCUGAAGACCGGGAAAGACGUGAAGAAAUAGCUUUAGCAAAAUCCAGAACAUUGACUUCACCUGAUGAAUCUCGCCACUUGGAGAACUUCCAGGUUCAUUUGACACCGCAAUCUCAAAAUACUUGUACAGAAAAUUCAAAAUCGAAAUGUAAACCUGAAGCAAAGUCAGUUUUAUCCAAUUCUGAUAUAUUCAGCAGUACAAAAGCAGAGUUAUCUCCCUUAUUAUGUGAGCAAACGUCAAGUUUAAAUAUUAGUCCCAUUCUUUCAGAAGAUGAAAUGAAUUCAAAUAAAAUGGUGGGUAAUUCUAUUAGUGAAGAAAUAGAUGAUGAAAACCCAUUACCUGCUCAUCUUGCUAGGAAGUCUGACAUGGUUAAUUUAAAUAACAGCGCCACAUCUCCUUUUCCACAAAGAGGCAGAAGUGCUGCAGAAGACUCAUUUGUUUCUGUGAGUUCCCUUGAUAAUGAAAAGGGUAAUUCCAAUUCCAUCACUGACUUACAGAAUUCUGAUUCCAUACUGUCUACACCUGUCACAACGAAAGUACAAGGAAAAUCGUUCAGCAUGUCCGACUCAGAAUAUUCAACUACCUCCAGUAAGGAUGACAGUUGUCGUCAAAACUCUGUUGAUCUAGAUUCUAGUCCAGGUUACGAAGAAAUGAAAGCAAGCUCCUUCGACUCUGUGCAAGGUUCCAAAUCAUCAAGUGGAUUCUUUGAAGGCAAAGAACUAUCCCAGAAACAAAACAACAACGAAAUCCGCCAAAAUCUUGAUAAGACUUACGGCAUUAUUCGAGAAAAAGUUCCAAAUGAACCUGGAAACUCCAACACUGUAUCAAGCAAAUCUUCUAGUCAACCUAAAGACUCUGCGAUAAACCAAGACAUUUUAACCCAACAACAAAACUUAUCUUCUAGUUCUUCUCAAUUUUCAAAAACGUCCAAUUAUGAGGACAUUUCUGGCGUUCAAAAACUUGAAAACGAUUCUCAAGAUGGUUUGUUGCCUACUGGGGCUAAACAAUCAGACUGUGACAAUAUAAGCAGUAGUUUUUAUAGUCCUCUCACAAGUUUUACCGAUCAACUUUCAGGAAUCACUCCACUCGUAGAUUCAGAAGUACAAAGCCCACAACUAUUUAAUGAUGGCAAAAUGACCCAAAAAACCCAAAGUGACCCUAUAUCCCAUGUAAACUCAAACUCUUCCAAACUCGACAACCCUUCAAACAACGAUACUUUUCAAGUUAAAAGUGAUUCUUGCGAUAUUUCUGAAGCCGGAAUUUCAAACUUUGAUCUGUUUCAAAGUACAAAACCAGACAAUAUGUCAAUAUCUCGCGAUAAUGCUCCAAAUAUUGUAAAACCAACUUCUGCAGUUUCUGACGAUUCGGUGGAUUCAUUUAUCAGUCUUCAACAAAAUUCAUGCAGACCUUGUCUGGAGGACCCUACUCCAAACUCAAACCCUGAUAAUACUUCAAAUAAAUCCACAGGAAUGACAGUAACUAGAGCUACAGGCAGUCUCCAUAACAAUGAAAAUGAAUUGUACGAAACUAAAUCUCAACCAAGUAAUGAAGAAACCAAAUAUGAAAACCCAACAAAAGCUGAAAUUUUCGAGCAUGAACCAGAAGAAGAAGACCUGGAAAACACAGACUCCUCAGAACAGUGUCUAGAUGUAACAUCACCAGAUACAAGUUCAUCUUCUAAUGGAGAACCUGGACAAACCGAUCUUGAUAUUAGAAUAUCCAGACUGCCAGGUGCCAAUUUAUCUUUCAGUGCCAAUAUAGCAGCAAUGGCUGCAGCACGAUCUAUAAAUUUGAAUCUAAAUAUAGAUACAUUUGGUGAUUCAUCAAGCGAGGAUGAGGUGUGUGAAUGUAAGUGUGAUGAUGAUUGUGAUGAUGAAUCAAUAGAUGUUUAAUCUAUUGUGUAUCUGACAUCAAUCGUUGAAUAUUUAACUAGUCGAUACAUAACCAAUUUUAAAUAUUAUUGUUAUUGUGAUAAACAUCAAUCAGUGUUUAAUAUUUCUGUGACUGACAUUCAGUAGUUGUUAUCCCAUACAUGUGAUUAACAUUAACACAUGUUGAUAUUUAAGUUGUUGAUAUUAAUUCCACAUUGACAGGUUGACAUCAAUCCAUGUUUAAUAUUUAAGAGGUUGAAAAUUGACAUCAAUAGAUGUUCGAUAUUUAAGAGGUUGACAUCGAUUGAUGAUUUUUAUUUGAGAGGUUGACAUCAAUUGAUGUUUAAUAUUUAAGAGGUUGACUGACAUCAAUCAGUGAUUCUUAUUUAAGAGUUUGGCAUCAAUUGAUGUUUGAUAUUUAAGAGGUUGACUGACAUCAAUUGGUGAUUCUUAUUUAAGAGUUUGGCAUCAAUCGAUCUUUAACAUCUGCGUUGUCCACAUCAUAUAUUAAUAUAUAAUAUUUAAGUCUUUAACAUUUAGUAUUUGAGUAGUUGACAUCAGUUAAGGCAGUGGUUCUCAACCUUUUUUUGGCAACGGCACACCUUGGAACACAUGAAAAAAUAGCGGCACACCUGGCUAAAUAUAUAUGAAAAAUAUUUGAUUUUUGCUAAAUAAAAACAUGGCAAGUCAUAGAUCCGUAGACAGAGACUAGUCAUAGGAUGACUCUAACUAAAUAAAGAAAAACACAGCUAUGAACUUACCAGUAAACACUAGAGAAUGCUCAAUUGGGAUCACAUUGUUUUUCGCAUUUUAAUAGUGUGCCCUUCAAAAUUUCGCGGCACACUUAGGAAUAUCUCGGUGUGCUGCGGCACACUGGUUGAGAAUCACUGAGUUAAGGUUUAAUUUUAGAGUGAUGGAUAUCAAUAGAUUAAUAUAUAUAUACUUGUCACCAAUUCAUCAUUCAUCUUUAAAUGGUUGACAUCAAUCAAGUGUUUAAUAUUUGAGGGUUCCCGCGGCUUCGUCAAACAUUUUUUAAGGAUAUUCAAGGAUAAAUAUACGUCAAAUUCAAGGAUUUUCAAGGACAUUUUUUAGCCUAAAGUUACAAUUUUUCAUCUUAAAAAUAACCAAAACAUUACCAACUAUCGUUAUAAUCUCAUAUUUAAAAAGAAUUGAAGACAUUUGAAACAAAAUUAAGGAUCUCAACUGAAAUUCAAGGAUAUUUUCCUAUUUCCGCGAAAUUCAAGAAUAUUCAAGACCUUGAAAAUGAAAUUUUAAAUUUAAGGAUUUUCAAGGACCGCGGGAAAACUGUAUUUGAGUGGCAGACAUAAGUCGAUGUUCAGUAAUGAGUGAUCAACAUAAAAGAAUAUUUAAUUUUAGAAUGAUGGGCAUUAAUCAGUGAUAAUGCCUAGGUUCCACUGGGCAUUUUUUUGCCUCGGGGAUGUACUACCGAUGGAAAUUUAUGAGCCACGGAAGGUGUCUGGAACGGGUUCCUCGUCGUCCAAGGGAAACUCCAGGGGCAUCGUGAGCCACAUGAAACCAUUGGCAGGCCUGGGGAGAACUGUGAAAAAUUUCAAAGCUUGCAUUGUCGGGGAAACAUUUAAGAGAUCAGUAAUAUUAGAUUUUGAUGACAGCAAUUAAUGUUAAGGAUGUUGUUAAUAUCAAUCUAUGUUAAGUAUUUAAUUGUUUGACAUCAAUCAAGUUUUUGAUAUCAUUCUAUGUUAAGGAUUUAAGUGUUGUCAUUAAAUAAUUAUAUUUUACAAUAAAUCAAUAAUUUAAUUAACACCUGUUAAUUGAACAGUCACUAACCGCAGUAAGAAGAACGUUUAGCUAAUGUAGUAUAUUAGCAAUUUCGUAUUUCAUAUUUAAUGCUUUAUGAUUGGUGAUAAUUGAGUAAUACUUAAGAAAUGCGUCAUCAAGUUCCCUAUAACGUCAGGAUUGUAAAUAAAAGUCAUACAGUGCGAUUAAAGGUCUGAGUUUUGUUUAAAUUUUUGUAAUGAGGGCAACCAAAUUUUAAAAAAUAUAAUAUGCUGUUUAUAAACAUCUAAAUGAAAUAGUAAGGUCUGUUUGAUGGAAUAUAGGCAAAUUCUCUGUACUAUUUGACCAAAUUGGUAUAAUUUUUGCUGGGAAAUAAUGAGGUGUCUCAAGGGUAUUUGACAACAUAUAUUUAGUAACUCGCUUAUGGCCAUUUGUCUGUAAAUAUUAUAGUUAGGUAUUUUAGAAUUAAAUUAUUUGAUAAUAAGUUAUUAUCUAUUUUUUAAAUUUUUUAGUAAUACUUAUGCAUUUAAUAUUUUAAUAAAAUACUUUAGCUAAACUUUAAAUAAUGCAUGCAUGCAGCCAUAUUAAUAUAUUUGUUUUGUACAAUGUAGAUAGUUUUCAAAUGUAUUGAAAGGGUGAUCAGGAUUUGCCAAAACAAACACUUCUAAACUGAUCUUCCAUUGUCAGCCAAAUGUCCUUGAAUCUAGUAGAGGAGUGUAAAUAUAUUCUUUAUUAAAAGAUUUCAUUUAAAGAGCAAAUUCCAUUUACAAAUACAUGGUUAUUAUGUAUUACAUAUUUAUUAUUCCUUCAUUUACUUUUCUUCAAUCCUAAUUGCACUGAUCACAAAAAUAUUUUUUUACUGUACCGGUAAUUCAGGUAAUUUUUCUUGUGAACUCACUUGACAAACCCAAACCCACAAAAUAAAACACAUUCACUCAAUAUCUCAGUGCGAGUACCAUAGACACAUUAGCAGACACACAAUAUGUGGAAAGGCAGCUGUCCAAGCAAAAUUUCCCUCAUAGUACACUCCACCCACAUGUUCAUUAGCACAGAUAGCCAAGAACAUUGACUUAGUUAAAAUUUCGUGAAACAGGCCCUGGGUUGUUGUAGCUAGUUCAAGGGUUAGUGAUCUGAUUAUAGUUCCGAUGCUUCUGGAAAAGGUUUAACAAACAUUGAAAUUACAAAAUAAAAAUACUAAUGUCCAAAAGAAGUACACACUGAGCUUCUCGUCCUGCUUCAAACAAAGUCGUUUUUCCAUUGUAUGCAGUAUUUGGGUACAAUGUCCAUUUGUUAUGCCUUUUAUUUGCUUAGAAAUAUUGAGUUUGGAUGCACAAGACAUAUUCAGUGUAGUUUUAUCACAUUUUUUUGUCCCCCGCCUUUCGAAGAAAGCAGGGGACUAUUAAAAUGGGUUCGUCCGUCUGUCUGUCCGUCUGUCCGUCCGUCUGUCUGUCCGUCACACUUUUUGGGACACAAUAACUCUCUUCCUAAUUGAGCUAGAAUGUUCAAACUUGGUGUAUGUGUUUAUUAGGUCAAUGCCUUGAUGGAGUUCGAAGAUGAGCAUUUUCCGCUUAGGGUAAGCAGAGAUAAGCAAUUUGAUUGGUUGAUGCUUUGGGACACGAUAACUCUCUUCCUAAUUGGGCUAGAAUGUUCAAACUUGGUGUAUGUGUUGAUUAGGUCAAUGCCUUGAUGGAGUUCGAAGAUGAGCAUUUUCCGCUUAGGGUAAGCAGAGAUAAGCAAUUUGAUUGGUUGAUGCUUUGGGACACGAUAACUUUUAAUUGAGCUAGAAUGUUCAAACUUGGUGUAUGUGUUUAUUAGGUCAAUGCCUUGAUGGAGUUCGAAGAUGAGCAUUUUCCGCUUAGGGUAAGCAGAGAUAAGCAAUUUGAUUGGUUGAUACUUUGGGGCACGAUAACUCUCUUCCUAAUUGAGCUAGAAUGUUCAAACUUGGUGUAUGUGUUGAUUAGGUCAAUGCCUUGAUGGAGUUCGAAGAUGAGCAUUUUCCGCUUAGGGUAAGCAGAGAUAAGCAAUUUGAUUGGUUGAUGCUUUGGGACACGAUAACUUUAGUUCUAAUUAAGUGAGAUUGAUGAAACUUGGUGUAUAGUUUCAUUACAGUAAUACCUUGACUAAGUUUGAUAAUGAGCAUUUUCUGCUCAGGGUAAGCAGCAAUUUGAUUGGUUGAUACUUUGGGGCACGAUAACUCUCUUCCUAAUUGAGCUAGAAUGUUCAAACUUGGUGUAUGUGUUGAUUAGGUCAAUGCCUUGAUGGAGUUCGAAGAUGAGCAUUUUCCGCUUAGGGUAAGCAGAGAUAAGCAAUUUGAUUGGUUGAUGCUUUGGGACACGAUAACUUUAGUUCUAAUUAAGUGAGAUUGAUGAAACUUGGUGUAUAGUUUCAUUACAGUAAUACCUUGACUAAGUUUGAUAAUGAGCAUUUUCUGCUCAGGGUAAGCAGAGCGAUACGCAAUUUGAUUGGUCGAGACUUUGGAAAACAAUAACUCUCCUACUUUGAUUGUUAGACUAUAAGUAAAGAUAUACUGUUUGAUUGUUCAAUACUUUGUAAAAGAUAAUUUGUGAUAAAUUUAUAUGUGUCCUCUAAUUAUUUUCCUUUUCGGCGGGGGACAUCAGCCUCACUGUUGGCUUGUUUUUAUUUAAACAAAACUUGGUCAUAUUUUCAGUG
Patella vulgata (common limpet) is the source of this 8070-nucleotide messenger RNA. Its product is annotated as vezatin. Gene Ontology annotation, biological process: cell-cell adhesion. Bases 1 to 3666 code for a protein of 1221 amino acids. The record is from RefSeq and is a predicted model, not a curated record. Gene Ontology annotation, molecular function: myosin binding. Lineage: Eukaryota; Metazoa; Mollusca; Gastropoda; Patellidae. Gene Ontology annotation, cellular component: plasma membrane. The transcript has 13 exons.